Messenger RNA from Prorocentrum cordatum, 1639 nucleotides. The record is from the annotation of a GenBank genome assembly. NCBI's taxonomy places the organism in Eukaryota, Dinophyceae, Prorocentrales, Prorocentraceae.
UGGCGUGCGGCUGCGCGAGCUCCACCACCAGAGUCUGGAGACGGGUUCCAGGGUCACGAUGGCGGGCGACGGCGCAGGGACGCUGCUGCUUGGGCCCAAGCGGCCGCACUGGGGUUGCUCCCGCUGUGGCACGGCCAGCAAUUGGGCAUGUCGCCUUCGAUGCCGCUGUGGAGCGAGGGCGCCGCAGCGAGUUGUCGCGAAGGCUGGUCAAGAAGAUAAGAAAGCCAAAGCUGGGGCCAAGCCGAAGGGGCAGCCUCCUUCGCGCGGCGGAGGCAGCGGUUGCGGCAGGCUCGAUUCGUCACAGUUGGCGCCUUGGGCCUCGUCGAAGCUUGAGAAGGAGCUGGUGGCGCUGCGCAAGCAGGUCCAGCUGCUCAAGUCCGAGAAGAACAAGGUGCCCGCCCCAUCUGAGGCGGCCCCCAAUGGCACGUCUGAGGCAGCCAUGGCGGUCGACGAUGGUACUGCGGGAGCCAAAGACACGUCGGCGACGGCGUCUCAGCGGAAUGCCCUCCAGACCAAGAUUGGUCACUAUGAGCACUUCGUGAAGCCCCUCGCCCUGUAUGAAGACAGUGAAGGUGAGCAGCUACUGGCAGCGAAGAAGCAGCUGGAGGCAGCCAUCGUUCAGAAGGAGGCCGGGAUCGUCCAGCUCAUUGUCGAGGUGCGCAACUGUACUGUGGCGCUGUCGAAGCAGCGCGGCGAACCCACUACUGCGGCGGCCGAGCCUCCGCCAGCACCAGUGCUUUCGCCUGACUUCCUGCAGGUGGAGGUGCCCGAGCUCGACGCCCAGCCCGAGCUCACGACCUUCUACCAGCAAUUCACGACCGACCCGCGGUUCAGCACCCUCCAACAUAUGCUGGCCAAGCACGUCAAGAUCAGCAUGGCGCCGCAGCAACAGUCUCAGGCUCAGCCUGCUGGUGGCGCUCGUGAUGAUGAUGAGUUGGACCACAAGUCUGGCGCUGCCAAGCGAGGUGCUGAGCCCCCGCUCGGCAUGGACGACGUUCGACGGAUGUGCGAAGAGUUCAAGAUAGCAGGAUCUUCCAAUGGUGAGUCUGAGGAGCAGUUGGUCGCCCGUCUGCACGAGCUCGUCGGAGAGAUGCACAAGCUCCCACGCGUCGAUGCGCCGCCCAGCUCGCAGCAGUCGCACUUGCUCGAGACCUUCAACGCCAACCAGGGUGAGCCCACUCUGAAGCGACGGCUUGAAAGGACGCCGGCGCUGGUGGUGCUCGUUCAGGAGACUGGAUGCCAUGAACACGAAGUUGAAGAGCUACAAUCCUGGGCUUGCGCGCGCGGCUGGCAGGUGAUCGCUCUUGCAGGCAGCCCGACCAAAGGCUAUCUGCCUUCUGCUGGCGUGGCAGUGUUCGCCCGCAACGCGGUCGGCCUGCGCUGGCCUGAUGGUCGCGGUUCGUCGAUGCUGUCGCCGCAGCGGGCUCAGCAUGUGAUUGUUGACUUGCCUGGCCGGGGCUCGCUUCACAUCUUUAACAUCUGUCUGCGCACGGCAGAGGGUAUGGCAGUCCGUAGCGCUCGUGUUCUCUGCGCUGUUGGGGAAGAGAUGUCGGGUGUACUUGAGCCGUGUAUCAUAGGCGGCGACUGGAACAUGUCUGCGGGUGAGGUGGAGGAGUCCACCUUCCCAGCUAAUGCGCAG